GUCGUUAUUAUUAUUAUUAUUUUUUAGUUUAUUCUCAACCAGCAUUAUUUAAUUAUCUUUACCUCGCGUUGUCAAAUGGAUCCAGGAGAAAAGUCAUUUAAUCCUAAGCAAGCGAGGGAACAGAAGCUGAGACGGGACCGGGGACGGAAGGACAGCCGGCGGCCGGGCAAUGAGACGCAGCACGGCCCCAAGGGCCAGCGGGAGCAGAGCGGCCGGCCGCGGGACCACACGGCAGGGCCCCCCGCCGAGCCCCAGGGACCCGCGAGCAAGGCAGCGCCUGCCGAGAGCACAGAGCCGCCGGAGCUGCCGGACUUCUCUGGGCUGAAGCGGGAGACGGACGAGAUCGCGGCGCUGACCAGCAGGAAGUACGCCAAGCGGCAGGUGUUCAGCAACUGGACCCGGUACGAGCCCCCGGCGGCGGCCGGCGAGGAGGAGGCGGAGGGACGGCCGGCGAGCUUCGAGGACCUCGCUCGGCUGCCCGCGUCAGCCGGCAGCCACUUCAAGUUCAAGAGCGAGCGCAACUGGGACUCUGACCCGUCGUCGCUGCGCGCCCGGUGCUUCUCGGUGAACGUGGAGUUGCUGGCGCAGGGACUGGCGUGCGUGCCUCUCUACGACAAGCUGGAGCUGCCCAAGGACAUGCUGACGGCUGAAGAACUGGAGAGGAUAGACUACUCAGCGAAGCAGAGCGUGGCCCGCUACAGCGUCGCCAAGGCAUCCCUCGGGACCGGCGGCUGCGCGCCAGACGCCGGCAGCCACAUCGACAAGAUCCUCAACGUCUUGUCGUACAAAGAGAACCGCACCGGCCGCAAGACGGACCCCUCCAUGUACGAGAACGUGGACGAAGACGACCAGCUGGAGAACAAGAGCCUGGUGCGGUUCUCGUUUGAGGCGAGCCCCGCAGAGAAGGUGGAGGCACCCGCCCCCGCCAGGGGCCCACCUCCCCGGGAUUCCACACCCACCGUGGAGGAAAGGGCAGCCCUUACGGACACAACUCCCGCCUGGGGAACCCCGGAGGUAACCUCGUCUCCCGACCCGACUGCCGCAGAUGUUCCGGUAGGACAGGACCCGUCCUCGAAUGAUGCACGUUCAGGGAACACUGCGGCGAGCGUUGAAAACCAUACCGUAGAGGAGCCACCGGACAGCACAGCUUGUUGGGAGGAAGAGAAGCCGGCGAUCCUGGAGCAGCGGACGGCGAGAGGCAAGAAGGGCGCCUCCAGAGGAAAGAGCAAGAACGACGAGAAGAAAGGGCGGAGCGAAGAGAACAACAAUGUCGAGAAUGAAAGAAUGGCGGAAGGGGAAGCCGUUAACGGCACUGGCAUCACCGAGAAGGUUGUUGUCGUGGAGGUUGAAAGACCAGCUCGGCCUGUGGCGGAGGUCGAGACGAAGAAGAUCGCCGUGAAGCCGUCCAAGGACUCUAAGAGGAAGGUGGUUGAGGAGGGCAGCAGACCCGUGGAACAAGGGCACAAGGAGGAAAAAGCAAACGUUAAAAAGAGCCCUCGUGUGGACGAGGACCUGGACUUCCUGCUGUCCCUCAAGAAGCCCGUGGAGGACGUGAGGCCAAAGAUAGCAGCGCCGAGUCAAGUGGUGCGGUCUGCCAUCGACAUGGACGAAGCGGACGGUCGACCAUUGCUGGUCGCACAGAGGGCCAACGAGGAGAACCUAGAGGCCUGGCUCGACUCCAUGCUGGAUGACUGACUUCCGACCGCUCGGAGCGUAACACUGGCAGCUGGUAGUGAUGCUUCCUGGUCGAAUUGUAACUAUACGUAUUGUGCUAUGUAAUAUUUUGUUGAUUAACUUUUAUUUAUUAAUGUAAGAAUGUAUGCAAAACCUUCCGUUGUAAGAUGUGGUCGAGUGUGUUUCAAUUUUUUUUUUUUGUUUUAAAAUUUUUUUCUCCCACAGUUGUGGGUGGGUGGGCGUGUGCAUGUGUAUGCGUGCUUGCAUGCGUAUGUGCGCAUGCAUGCCACCUGAAACAUGUCCCUCUACAACAGUGUUUUACCUUUUACUGGAAGUUUUUACAUUCAAGGUUGGCCCUGCUAGGCAACCUAGAAUAUCAACAAAUUCCUGAUCCUCUUGAAAAUUUCAUAUAAUGCUAAUGUGUGAUAACUUCGAAAAUUAUUUUGAGGUUCUUCUUUUCACCAAAAGUAAGGAUGAACUACUUAUUACCUAAUUUCUUUUCUUUAUGUCAAUUAAAAUAAUUGUUGACCAAUAUUGUUGUUUUGUAUAUAUACAUUCAAAAAACAGAUUACAACGUAGAAUGCAUAUACCAAAUAAAGCUCCAGUUCGAGAUGAUAUUUUCAUACUACUGUCAUCAUCGCACGAUAACAAAAAAAAAAAACUGGAUUCCUUACUUAAAAUCCUUGACUUGUACAUUCUUCAUUCUUCGAAACCCAUGUCUCGAGGGGUGAUCAUAGUCACCUUGGGCCGAUGCCAGAGGUCAAAAUUUCUGUUUACAACUGUCCAAAAAUAAAUAAAUUUUAAUAGGAUUAAAAUUUGGCCUGGUCCCGACCAGAAGGCGUACAAUUAUCUCGUCACAUUUACCCUUGAAAAUUUUGAGAGUUGCCGAUGACGCAACCGCACGCAGCGACAAUUGAGCGACAACUGAUCAGACAACGCAGCUACUGUCCUUUACAAAGGUGGAAACAAAAGGGAGGCAGCCCUGUGGGCCAACCGACCUAUCACAAUACACAUGACCAUACAUGGAAAAAUAUGCGCAAACAUUGUUCCAUGAAAUUCUGGAGCAUCACAUUCCCCCCACAGCGUAGUUCAUCCUGAUUGGCUGCAGAAACAGUGCUCAGCGAACAUCUACUCCAUUGCUGUGCAGUCAUGCCCCUACGUGCUGGGUUUUACCAACAACGCACUUCUUGGGGAGACAAACAAAACUUACGGCGCUAGGGUAUCACACCCCUGGCUUUCUUUGUUUUUGAACAUUAUAGAAUUUCGAAGUCAACCAAAAAUUGCCCAACGCAGGGUGGUGAUUGGUCGGAAAAUUCAGGAAAAUGUAGACAUAUACAUAGGAAUAUUACGCUGCGGGAAAUACCCAUGAAUUUAUUCACCCCUCGGGAGUUUUGCUGUUCUUCGUCCAUACUGUAACUAUCGUCUAACAAUUAACAGUCGUUGACUAUGUACGCGUUUAACUGACUCGAUAUAGAAAAUAUAUUUAAUAGCUAUGGAUUGCGAUAGAAAUAAUUAAUUUAAGAGAAAAGAUGCCAUGGGAGAGUCAGCGUCUGCAGAUGAAAGCCUAUCGGCAGUCCCAAUACCAUUUGUUUACACUUUUAGAAGCUGACACCAGAGUGAAUUCAUACUGUUGACCGCACAUCAUCCCAAUUUUCUUAAUACCAAUUGCAGUUUAAUUUCUUUAUCGUUGAUGAUCUGGUUUCUGUUUAUUAAAUUUCCAUACAGUUUAUUUUUUUAGCAAAUAAAUUUUGGUUUUAUUAUGGCUAAUGCUUGUUUUAGUGUCAACUUUAUCAUAUCAAUAUUUGGCAACAUCUUCAUCUAAUAUAUUAAUAUCAUUGUUUCUGCUUUUACCCAGAAAGUUUGUGAUACAGCAUUUUGUACUAUAUGUUUACGUAGGCUUUGAAGUAAACUGAACUUUAAUUAAUUAAUGUUGUUAUGACACAUUACUGCCCUACAUCACAAUUGUAUAAUUGUUGAAGUAACAAACGGACAUGUCUCGUGUGUAAGAAAUAACUAGAGGUUAUGUAACUUAACCUCAGUUUUUUUUUAUUGCAGAUGACUUUCAGCUUCAUGUUGCGAUGUGUUGGGUUAAUAUAGUUCUCUUGUUUGUUAAUUAAAUUUAAUUACUGGUAUGUUAUUAUAAGUUUAUAUUCUAAGCUUUCACUGAGAUUAGUAUUCAAAAAUGGCCCAAGCCAGGUGACUGGGAAGUGUUCCUUUCAGGACCUGGUACUGAAUGAACCUGAUUUUACUGGUAGGUUACACAGAAAUUUCGGCGUUCAGAGAGGAUCUUCUGUAGAUGCAGAUUGUCUUGUAGACAACAUGGGUCACGUGGAUGGUGUUCAGGCAGCACGCAACGCUCACGCUCGGGAGGAACACACAACUCCAGUGUCAGCCCAGUCGUCGCAAGCCAGGCGAUUUGGAUGUCAGAACUAGGAAGGAAAAACUGUAAAAUUCUUGAAGAAGCAUGUGCUGAAGCCAGUGUAUUCAAUGGUGAACUCUCAGGUUUGGAAAAAAAAGCUUUGAAUUUCUGGAAUAAAGUGAUGUGCUAGCUAACGACAUAGGUAUCUCAGUGUUCUCUGCGGAUUCAUUUUAACAGAAUUUAUUGGUUUAUAUAUUAUUUUAAAUAAUUGGAACUAAUAAAUUAUAUUUUCUAAGUUUUUCGUAUAACAAUCAUUCCAUAUCUGUGCAGUUAUAUUAAUUUAUUUUAUUUUAAUAUUUUAAGUGUAAUUUAGUAUUACAGAAAAUGCAUAGAAUUUGGGUAAAAAAAGAGAGUUAAAAAAUUCUGAAAAAUUGAAAAUUAAUUUCUGAAAAACCUAUUGAACCUGUUGAAAGAAUAAUAAUAUUUCAAGGCUACCAGCUGAAAUGGAAACUGAGAAACUGAGAUACAUGCGUCAUAAAGUUGUUGAGCUGAGUUGUCAACUUGCAUGAGCCAGGCCAUCGCGUGACGGCCGCUCGUGACCGCAGUCCCGCCAACCUUCUGGAAGAGAUGACAUCAGGGGAUGUUGUUGGGGUUUUUCGCUCUGCCUUCUAUAUACCCAAAUUUUACCUUUUGCCUGUGAGCCACGCAUUAUGUCGCGGAGAGAAGACGUACAGCUCACAGCCGAGGAUUUGUUUCUCCCCUUCUCUGAACAUGUCUUUCACUAGUUACAUUUACAAGGAGAGGAUCCAUGGAAAACAAUUACUUUCUGAAUACGAGCUCUCUCUACCCCUCUUCACGAUUUUCGUGACGAAUAAGGGGCUAAAAAUACUGCAAAACGGGUUUGUACCAUGUAGUGCUUAAAAUGAAUUACUUGUGUAGACAUCAUGAAGAAAAACUUCUAAUUCAUUAUAAUUCAUUGAUAUUUUAAGCCAAUGCACUUUUCACGUAUUGACCGACUAGUGUAAAUGACAGUCCAUGCUUCAAAACUUCAGCGAUUGCAUUGGCACACCUGGCGGCCACGUAUAUAACAUCCUCCGUAAGGAUAGCUGGCGUUGUGGAUAUGCCGUUUCCUGCCAGUAAACUCCCCCCUCCCCCCCAAAGACUGUCCCGCUGUCACCGAACAUACUGAAGACAGUUAUGAGCAAAGUUAUUAUUUUAUCUUAGCACAAAUGUACUAAAAUAAAACAAAUUGUUGGCUUAGAAUGAAAACCGUGCAUCUCAAAUUUUAUCAAGAACAUAAAUAAUUACUGAAUAAAUAUAUUUACUUGAAAAAAAUUUUCCAAAAUUUGUUUUAAUACCUUUUUUAUUUUCUGCUGCAAAGUUGUUUUUCUUUUUCUUUCUGAGAUGUGUUUUUCAUUCUGAGUUAACAAAAUACAACAAAUCUAAAACAAAAGUUGCUUUACAGCUCUUUUUAUAAAUAACUUUCAAUUUAAUUUUAUUGACAUUCUUGAUUUAUGAUGAAUUUUAUUAAAUUUUGUUGUGAUUUUGGAAGAAAAAAAUUCUGAACCAGGUUUUGUGAAUUUUUGAAAUAGAAAAUGUGGGGAUUUCUACAUUUCCACUUAUACUCAUUAUAAUGUAGAAAAACUAAAGUGUCAACAAUAGGUCCAACUGUCUAAGUGGCUUGCUAAGGUUCUAAGACUUAGCUGAUAGCAGUGUUGGUAAAAGACUGUGAAGAAUAUGAAGUAGCCUUACAAUAGUUGUUGAUGUUUGUAAGAAUAUACCUAAAUGUGGAAAUGUGUGUUGACAAAACUAUGUAAAAAAAAAAUUUGUUACCUAUGUAUUUAUUUGUGUGUUGUGGAAUAAAUAGAUUUAACAUUUUACCUUGGUUGUCUGACCAAAAAGA
This is a messenger RNA of Bacillus rossius redtenbacheri, 5936 nucleotides long. RefSeq lists its product as uncharacterized. The record is from RefSeq and is a predicted model, not a curated record. NCBI's taxonomy places the organism in Eukaryota, Metazoa, Arthropoda, Insecta, Phasmatodea, Bacillidae. Gene Ontology annotation, biological process: negative regulation of G2/M transition of mitotic cell cycle. The coding region runs from base 76 to 1695 and encodes 539 amino acids. The transcript is spliced from 6 exons.